AUGCUGUUCUCCAAGCCUCUUGCUCUUUGCGUCUCUGCAUUGGCAUUCAUCACUCAGGUCAACGCAGCUCCCGCUGACGCAUUCGAGAUGAUUGUCAAUGGCGGUGAUGUCGAGAAGCGCGACGAACCUCCUCUCAAAUUCAACAUCGACCCUGACAUUACCACCAGCACCGACUGCGGUCGUCACUGGGACGCGAAUAUCAAUGUCAAGUCGUCCCCCAACUUGAUCUUCACCAGUGGCGCCUGUGACAGUAUCCGCAACUUCAUCGGUGGCAACGACGGCGACAAAGAUGUCGAGGUCAACUUCCCUUGCCCUGGCAAAGCACCUGACAGCUUCGGGAAUCUCGACACCAAAUUCCUCGUCCACAUUGAUUAUUCUGUCCCUGUCGAUAUGAACAUCAAAGGCGAACAGAAGAUCCCAGCCCAGCUUGAGGUUGUCGAUUCCAAGAAGGGUUUCUGGAAGCAGGCCGACGUCCAGUUGGGUGGCAUUGCCAACAAGGACAAGAAUACCAUCAAGUACCAGUUCAUCUACUGCAAAUGA
Molecule: messenger RNA, 540 nt
Organism: Exophiala bonariae
Lineage: Eukaryota; Fungi; Ascomycota; Eurotiomycetes; Chaetothyriales; Herpotrichiellaceae
Exons: 2
Coding region: 1-540 (179 amino acids)
Source: RefSeq, a predicted model, not a curated record